Aspergillus chevalieri is the source of this 2943-nucleotide messenger RNA. RefSeq names its product putative ubiquitin-protein ligase (Asi3). NCBI's taxonomy places the organism in Eukaryota, Fungi, Ascomycota, Eurotiomycetes, Eurotiales, Aspergillaceae. Gene Ontology annotation, molecular function: ubiquitin protein ligase activity. The transcript has 2 exons. The record is from RefSeq and is a predicted model, not a curated record. Gene Ontology annotation, biological process: ubiquitin-dependent protein catabolic process; protein ubiquitination. The coding region runs from base 1 to 2943 and encodes 980 amino acids.
AUGGCCGGCAUACAGGACACAGCAAUAAUGCCCAAUAUCCCUCCGGCUGCGACUGCGUCGCUGGCAGCCGCGCAUAACUUAGCCAACAACGCCUCCAACGUGACGACAACGAGAUCCCUCCUAUCCUCCUCACGCGACCUCCUCAGCGUCCCCUUUCGCGCCAUCUACCGGGCAGAUACAUACGCUUUCUCGACUCUCCCAAGUCAAGUCGCGAAGUUGGUUGGACUGCAAAGCAUGGCCGCACAACUGAUGGAUGAUACUACUGCUUCCGGGGGAGCUCCUGGGGGUGAGACAGUGGCGCGGGCCGCGGCGGAAACGGUGGUGGGUGAAAGUACUGCCGGUGCUGCGGCUGCUGCGGCUGCAGCUGGGCAGGAAUCGGGGUUUUAUAUUGCGGACUUCUUCCAUACGUUGAGAAGGCUUAGUGGGUUCUUUUCGUACUUGACGAGUCGGUGGUCGUUGGCUUGUUUUACGGUGGCUCUUGUUUUGAACAGGAUUACUAUCUAUGCGUCGACGAGACGACAUCUGCAUUUACAAUGGGAUCGACGGUUAGCGUUGCGGAUCAUCCCCAUCGUACUUUUCGUAUCUCAGAUAGUCUCCCUCCUUCGAGCAUUACGUUGCCAGACAUCACCCGAUUAUUCACUUAUACGUUAUGGCUCGCCUGGAAAGGGUAUGGCGCUCGACCAUGCCGGAGGCGGUGGCUUUUUAUAUUCUCUGAGUUCGAAGCUUCUACCGUGGGAGUCGGAUCAAGGGUCGUGCAGUGCGGUCAAUAUGGGUACUCCGAUCAACGCUUCGGAAAUUCCGUAUGGAUCUUUUGCUCUUCUCUGGCCAGUGUUUCUGCGAUUGUGUCUUAGCCACUUUGUAGAGACACUCUCUUGCGCGUUGCAGGGAAGGGCUGUUGUGACGGAAGCGGGAAUGUCUAUCUUCGAACAUUCGCUCGCCUUUGCGGAGGCUGAAUCCAUCAUCAGUCAGUCUAUUGGUCUGGGAAUAUUUGGUCUGCAUAAGCACGGACGAGAUGAUACAUCAGUUUCCGCCUCCGCCGCCGCGGCUGAGGGUGGUCGUGCUUCGCUCCAUGUACUUACCAGGGCACAAGUUUUGGAGCGGAUGAAUGUGUCGCCUGAACUGCUUUUGAUUGCUCUGAUCUCGUGCUGUAACAGCCUGACUUCCAACCUUCUUGAUGUCAUCGGAAAACAGAGCAGGUACCGUCUGGUUCAUACUGCCUUCUGGGGCUUGUGCUUCAUGGCUGCGAUGGUGCUCGGGCUGCUUGGUAAUCCAUUGGGCCACGAGGCUGGCUUUAUGAAGUUCCCUACGGUCUGCAUAGUUGGUUUUGUGCCACACCUGCUCAUCUUGUUUGGAAUUCUUUCAUGCGUUGUGAUCUACGGGCUAGCCCUCAUCAUUACUGCGUUCUCACUUCCUCUCGAUACUCCUCAGCCAGUCUCUUUACGAGAGAGAUUACAACUCGCGCACGAAAACAUGCAAGGCGCGAGCCAGAUUCGCAGUAUUCGCUUCAACCGACAUGAAGAUUUCUACACUACCCUUCUCAGGAUUGGCUACACAGCUUUGACUGCGGCUAGUGAAGCUGUCUUCCUCAAUGAAGGCGGCGGCGUUGUUGCUAGAAAGAUGACAUGGUUAGAGGAAGAUCGACUAGCAGAAAUCGAGGCAUCCCGAGGUCGAUCCUCUGCCCAGAAGAGCUGGAAUUCCUACGACACAGCGUUCAAAGGCAUGGAGAAUGUGAACUUCGACCUACCAGAAAGGCCUCUGGAAUGGGAAAGCGGGUAUGGUCGCGAGAAAAAGGUUGAACCGCCAAAGAACGGUUCUCGACCCGUUCGAUCGCCAGCUGACCCGGGCGGCGUUGGCGCGUUUCGCGGGGCGACUAGGGCUUAUCAUGUGCUCUCGUUCUUUCGUGCGAUCUUUCAUCUACUUGUGCGGUGGAUGGCCUACGGAAUUAACGCUCUGUUGGACAGACUGGGAAUCCAUGCCCGACCGCAGUGGUUGAAGGCCAGGUCACGGAAGAAGGGAUCCCGAACAGGGCACGAUAAAUCCGUCGAACCGCUGGACUUCUGGAUCCUUACGGAUGAUGGGGAGCUCGAGCUACCUGAAGACAGUGAGUUUGACGUCGAAAACGAAAUGCGGAAGCGUGAGCGCACCAACGCAGCGGAUUGGGGACAGCCUGAUGAGCGCCGACUGGAUGAGAGGCUCUACGACUGGUGGAAGGCCGGUGGCUCAUGGGGGAAUCAAGACCAAAGUCCUGACUACAACCCGCCAGAGACUGAUGAUCUUGAUGAUACAACUAGUGUGAUGUCGAUGUCGACAAACGCCAGCGAUUCGGAAUGGGAAAACGAAUCUGACGGUCGUCGCACGCCGACUCAGGCUGACCCGUUCCCCGACAGCUUCUCCAGAGAAGGGACACCACAGCCAGAUGCGCUAAUGGAUAUUCGUUCCCUUGCACGUCUUCUUGAUCCUCGCGAUCGGGCCAGCAGAGAAGAAGCGCGGAUCCUGGCCGCUCACCUUUCUGCCGAUCGAGGCGGACGAAUCAUGACUCGCCGCCAAUUCCAAAGAGAGUUGGAACGGGAAAAAGCACGGAUUUUGUUGUCUGCUCGUUUACCCCAGCUUGCCUCGGUACAGACAUCCAACGAUAAGAGAAAGCCAACACCAGACGAAGAGUCCGAAAUGUUGGAGAACCUGAUCCUGUCGCGACGAGCAGAGUCAUUCACACCUAAUACAGAACCCAACGGGCAGAGCUGGGAAACUGGUGCUUCGGGACUUGGACCAGAUGGUCCGCCGUGUGUGGUCUGCCAGACGAGUCCUCGCUCGAUCAUCGCUUGGCCAUGCCGGUGUCUCUGUGUAUGCGAAGAAUGCCGUGUCAGUCUUGCGAUGAACAACUUUGGCAGCUGCGUGACUUGUCGACAGGAGGUCGCUGGGUUUAUGCGAUUAUGGGUGCCGUAG